Molecule: messenger RNA, 873 nt
Organism: Chaetomium globosum CBS 148.51
Lineage: Eukaryota; Fungi; Ascomycota; Sordariomycetes; Sordariales; Chaetomiaceae
Exons: 2
Coding region: 1-873 (290 amino acids)
Source: RefSeq, a predicted model, not a curated record
AUGGCAACCACAACCUCUCCCUCCAACAAACGGCCAAAAGUCAUCCUCUUUGACAUUGGCGGCGUGUGUGUAAUCUCCCCCUUCCAAUCCAUCCUCGACUACGAACUCAGCCUGGGCAUUCCCCCAGGCUGGAUCAACUACUCCAUCUCGCGCACGGCCCCCUCGGGCUUCUGGCACCGGCUCGAAACGGGCGCCAUCCCCAUGGACGCGGCCUUCUUUGCGGGCUUCAACCGCGACCUGCACGACCCGGCCCGCUGGGAAGCCUUCUACCGGGCCCAGCAAGCCCGCAACCCAGCCCUCCCCAAAACCGUCCCACCCCUCCCCAAACUCGACGGUGAAUGGCUCUUCUUCGACAUGAUGUCGUCGGCGCGCGCCCCCGACCCCUGGAUGUUCCCGGCCCUGAAGGCCCUCAAGGCCAGCGGGCGGUAUGUGGUGGCCGCGCUCAGCAACACGGUUAUCUUCCCGCCCGACCACGAGUACUCGCGCGGGGAUUUCUUUGAGGAUCCGCUCCGGAGCUUGUUUGAUGUGUUUGUGUCGUCGGCGCAUGUCGGGCUGCGGAAGCCGGACCCGGAGAUUUAUCGGCUGGCGCUGCGGAGGGUGGAUGAGUUUGCGAGGGCGAAUGCGGAUUCGGAGAGGGGGAGGGCGUUGGGGUGGGCGGAGGGUGUGCAGGCGGGGGAGGUGGUGUUUUUGGAUGAUAUUGGGGAGAAUUUGAAGGCGGCUAAGGCGGCUGGGUUUGGGACCAUCCGGGUGCCGCUGGGGAGGGCAUAUGAGGCGGUCGAGGCGCUGGAGGGGGUGACGGGGUUGGCGUUGGCGGGUGACCACCCCAAGGUGCCUAUUAAGCCGAAUUAUAAGGGGAGCAAGGCUAAGAUUUGA